GCAAAAACCGACUUUUUCUCUCUCCUUUUUUUUCUUCUCUACCAAUUAGGAGACCAUGGCGGAUUUAUAACGCACAGAAAAGUGUCCAACCUGCACAUUCAUGUCUGCUGUCGUCACCAUCUAUGGUUGGAAAAGCUUAAGAACAAUGGCAAAUGUACUGGCUAGAAGAACACCUAAAGGGAAGCGAGAACAUAACAUCUAGAAAGGCUGUUAUACUGCCGGUCCAACAAACCAAAAGGGAAGCGAGAGCAGAGAGCGGGUAUUGGGAUGGGGUUAAGAAGCCAAAGGAGGACGUCAUGGUUCACAGCGGCUCUGCUUCCCCAAUGAACACAACACCGUCAGCAUCACCUCAUUUAACUACAGCACCUCCUUUAGUCCCUCCGUCUGGAGGUACUACAGAUCAGGACCAAACCCAGUCCCCUGCUAAACUCCUCACCGCAGGCCUUACGUCCAACUCUGAUCUGACUCAGACCGGCACUCCUGCUGAUACAGAGCAGCCUGUUGUAACUCCAGCCAAAGCACUAAGUACUAAGUCAAGCCAGGAAUCAGUGUGGUCUUCUGCACAGACACCAACACCUGUUCCCGGCCCAGUCAAUGGCCGCACAUCGGGCAGGAAGAGGACUCCAAAGUCCUGUGACUGUUGUGGCCCCAACAGCACGGGGCACAAUGUCAGAACCUCGGGGACAGGGAAGGGGAGAGGAAGAGGAAGGGUGGCCGGCAGGGACCCUGGGGUCACUCCUAAAGGGAAAGUGGACCAGUUGACGCAUAUCAAGAGCUUUGAUUCGACCAAGGGGGAAGUAAAUGAUGAAGAUAAGGUGCAAAUGCCUGUUGCACUGGCUAAUACACAGUCACAUACGCCUGUUGCCAAGGCUGUCACCGUCCCCUUGCAGGAAGAAUCCCUGAGGAACUGUGUCAUUCCAGAGAAAGCAGAUGCGCAUAAAAAGGAGGAUGUGUUGAUAGACGGCUCCGCGGCGUCUGAUGUAGUAGAAAAAAGAGGUGGGGAUUACAAGAGCGCAGAUGUCCGAUUGAUAGGUACUGUGGGCGGGGGGUCACUAGUGGUUAGAGGUCAAGGAAGGGGAAUGAUGAAAGCCGGAAGUGCAUCGAAUAUGGAAGUUAACACUGAAAUUAAAAAGGGAGAAACAGGUGGUGCUGCUGUCUGUUCUAAAACCGAGGCCUUGGCUCCGUCAGUGGUGCAGAGGGAAAUUCAAGAUGCACACAUGCACCACGGGGACCAGAGUGACCCCAGCUCAGUUAAUUGUCCACUUCAUUCCCUGCAUUUAGCGGAUUUCUCAGAUUUAAAAGCAAACACACUGGGUCACAUAAUCACUUUCAUGACAACUUCCUCUGUUUUAGAGUUUCUGGAGAGCUUCUAUAUAAAAUACGGCAGUUUCAUUCCUCUCAGUGAAUCUGAUGUCCGGGAACACCUGAAGAAGGAGAGCAAGUGUGACCUCAGCAACAGUGGGUUGGACAUCAAAAGAGAGAUGUCUCGGUACAAGUCGGGGCUGUCUUCUGCUCCUGUUGCAGGCUUCAUGGUCAUGUAUAAUAAACACACACUAAGGCUGGAGGACCUCGGCACACUGGAGGAACAGAAUUGGCUCAAUGAUCAGAUUAUCAACAUGUAUGGAGAACUCAUUAUGGAGGCUACGGAGCACAAGGUUCAUUUUUUCAACAGCUUUUUCCACAAGCAGCUUGUGGCCAAAGGUUACGACGGCGUGAAGAGAUGGACUAAGAAAGUAAGGACAUUUGGCUUCUUUGGAGUCAGUUUUUACUGGAAGCUGCAGAAAACUAGGUUCAGUUACUGGAAAUGUUUCUGUGGCGUCUGUGUGCUCCUGCUGAGAACCAUCAUCUAAAUACAAAC
Molecule: messenger RNA, 1858 nt
Organism: Neolamprologus brichardi
Lineage: Eukaryota; Metazoa; Chordata; Actinopteri; Cichliformes; Cichlidae
Source: RefSeq, a predicted model, not a curated record